AUGGCUAGUGCUCUGAAAUCUCGACCAGUUGCCCGGCUGACUGGAUUCAGGUAUCUGAGUGCCACCGCAACCCUUCUCUUCAUAUCCUACCAGAUUCAUAACGUCGUUUCUUGGCUGAAGAUUCGACCUUUUCUUCCUAAAUGGGGAAGCAGAUUCUUCAUCCUAUCCCUGGUGGCUGUUCAACCAUUCUGGAUUGCCGAAGCCUGGUCAAAUUUCGAGUACUUUAAUGGGUUGGGAAAUAAUGUCAAUGAAAAGAUGCGACCUUGGGAAGCCCUUGUUAGGGACCCGUGGUGGAUUUUCACUACUUGGAAAUUGAUCGAUUCUAUCAAGGAAACCUACGGCUUCAAAUUGUGGAACCUGGUUCGGAUAAACUCCCGAUUUGGAGUCAUGCUUCUCUGUAUGUUCCUCUCGAUCGCGUUCCUUACAACGGAUAUCUUUGUUACUGCGCUCCGAGUCACCAAGGAUUCUGGCAUCAACCCAUACUGGCGGAUGGCUCUUGUCUUCAAGUGCGCCUCCGACACCAUCUUCCUAGACGAUUUCAAAUCUGUUCUAGACGACAUUGUCACAAAGUCAUUUAGUAGCCAAGGAGGAACAAUACAUCGAGGUAGCCAUGCCAUCCGUAGGAGAUCUACCCAUCCCGAAGGUCCUGACUUUAUCGAAUGCGGCCCAAUAGCCAAAAUUACAUCCCCGCAGCCAGCCGCACACUCCCGGAGUCUAACCCCCCUUACUACCCGCGGAAAUAACAGGGUGAUCCCUAAGAUCCACGUUCAGCGAGAGACAACGGUAACAACAGAACUUCGGAACCCAAGCCAGGAAAGUUUUGGUAGUAACCACAAGAUUCUUCUAGAGCCGGAGCCUACUAUUUACGUUCCGAGUUAUGAUAAUAGCAACUUUACGACGCAAUCUUCCAGUCACAUGAAUUCGGGGGCCUGAAUCUAAG
This is a messenger RNA of Lindgomyces ingoldianus, 940 nucleotides long. RefSeq lists its product as uncharacterized. The coding region runs from base 1 to 933 and encodes 310 amino acids. The record is from RefSeq and is a predicted model, not a curated record. Lineage: Eukaryota; Fungi; Ascomycota; Dothideomycetes; Pleosporales; Lindgomycetaceae. The transcript has 2 exons.